Messenger RNA from Cynoglossus semilaevis (tongue sole), 6142 nucleotides. It is a transcript of the gene prdm2a, whose product is annotated as PR domain containing 2, with ZNF domain a. Gene Ontology annotation, cellular component: nucleus. The record is from RefSeq and is a predicted model, not a curated record. Gene Ontology annotation, biological process: regulation of transcription by RNA polymerase II. The coding region runs from base 624 to 4415 and encodes 1263 amino acids. NCBI's taxonomy places the organism in Eukaryota, Metazoa, Chordata, Actinopteri, Pleuronectiformes, Cynoglossidae. Gene Ontology annotation, molecular function: DNA-binding transcription factor activity, RNA polymerase II-specific; RNA polymerase II cis-regulatory region sequence-specific DNA binding. The transcript is spliced from 5 exons.
AACUUAAACAUAAAACAUUUACUCGGUACAAUAGCAUUUACAUUUACAAGUAAUUGUAAGUAAUAAAAGCAUUGUUGCUUAAUAAACAAAGGGCUUCCCUCUAUGAAGGCAAGAACUUUUGUGAUUACCGUAAUUGCUAAAUCAGCUGCGCAGAACCUGCUACAUUCAGUUCGCAAACGAAGAAAGAGGAAUAGCUUCGGAACUUAAGACAUGUAGCUGUUUUUUUAUUAUUAUUUCAGCAGUCAGGGGCCAUGUCGGAUAAUCGUCUCUAGAUUGCUGAAACACAUUCUAACAACAGUUGAGCAGAGAGAUGAGCCUUUUCCUGUAUGUGAUGACAGCACUGCAGCUAGCGUUGUGGCUAACAGCUACUCGUUAACAGCUGACUUCUUUCAGCUGCUACUGAUUAUAGCUUCAAAAGCCCAGCAUAAAUGUGACGACGUGUUGUGUGAGCAGUUAGCAAUGGUGCAAGGACGAAGGGGGAGCGUCAUCAAAGCAGGACUGAAACAAAGGAGAAAAAAAGUUGUGAUCAUCUCGUAACUGCACCCUAUUAAAAUGAUGUGAUACCAUUGUGGACCAUUGUGACAAUUUUCUUCAAAGAAUUGGAUAUCGUCUGGAAAAAAAAGAUGGACAACAACCUUCAUACUUACUGCUCUCAAUUUGCCAACAAUGAUGAUUUGGACAAGGAGGAGGAUAUUUGUAAGAAAGAGCCUAUCACAGAAUGGGACACAGCUAAAUACCCUGAUUUUGACUCUACUCCCUGCCAACACUGUGAGGAACACUUUGCCAACAAGCAGGCUUUGGGACAACACAUGCACAUCCAUGCAACAACCCAGAUCACUGAAGAGGAAAGUCUUCAGAAGGGUUUUGAGGAAGCAGGUAUACAGGACCUACAGUUUUGUAACAGCAUAGCAGCUGCAGGUCAUUUGGAAGAUGGGGUAAUGCUAGAUGUCUCGAGCAAUAUAUCCGAGAACCUCAGCUUCUACGUUGACGGAAAAAUAGUGUCUACGAGUACAGUGAACAGCUAUAAUGCAGCCGAAGAUCAUGCAGGUUCUUCUGCUGUUGUUGGACUUGAUGCAUUGAUUCUGGACCCAAAUCAAAUUGGCCAUGUUUUGAAUACAGAUUCGGUUCCAGGUAGUGACAUGCAAGGUCAAGCAUUGACUAAGAGAAGAACUGCAACACCACCACUUUUACCCCAAAUUAAAACUGAACUGGAGUCUGAGGUGGUGGUGUCUUCCUCAUCGACGUUUGUAUCAGCUUUUAUUGAGAGUCUUCUUCCUCUUAACACAGAGUCCACUGUUGUGCAGGAGAGAACGGUGUUUCUGUCUCCUAAACUGAAGCAGCUUCUGGAGAAGCAGGAUGGCCUUAAACCCACACUUGCUCUGGUCACGGAUGGUCAGGCGUCCUGUUCACCCAUGUCUCUUGCUGUCCUACCUGGUUCAGGAAAGUUCAAAAGAAGGACUGGCUCCCCCACAGGUUCUCCACAGCAGAACCCACAAUCAGAUGAAAUGCCAACGUCAGAUACAGGACAUGUUGCUGCUGUAAGUCCAGGUCAUGAAGAUACUCCUCAUAGUUCACUUGUGCAUCCCAUAGUAAGUAAAAAGGAAGAGACAACAUCACCUGUAGGGGAGCCAAUAUUAAAACCAGUCUCAACUGAGAUUUGGCCACCGUUGACUGGUGGUGAUUCCUGUAACCAGCAACCACUGGAUCUUUCUAAUACACCCAGGAGAAACGAUCACCUGGCUUCAGCUGACGAUGUGCUGGAUUUGAGUUUGCAAAAAAAGAGCAAUGACAAAUCUGAGCUGACAACAAAUAUAGUUCCACAGACAGGAACUAUGAAGGAAGAUGCAUCAAAUACUUGUGUGCCAGACAGACCUUUGCAGAAUAUUGACGAACCAAAUCUCAGAACAUCCAACCACACAGAUUUCACUGUCAUCACAGGACCAGACAUGAUCACCCCAGUUGAACCAGUUUCAGAUGGUCUAGUUUAUGGACUCACACUUCCUCCUGAUUCUUUAAACUCUUCGGCUGCUUCACUGACUCCUGUUACCCUGCAGUCAGCCUCCCCAUGCACAAUAGCAUUCACGUCCUCAGCUCCACACACCAUCCUCCCCCCUGCUCCUUCAUUAAUUACAGUUUUGGCAUCGCCACCACCUAUAACUGAUGCUACAGGCCAACCGAUCCAGAUGCUGGCCCCCAAUAUACCACCUGAACCUUUGGUCAUUUGCACAGACAAUGCACUGAAUUCGUCAGAGUGUGAUUUAGCAAAUGCAUUUGCAGCUACAAAUGCAUCCAACCUCGUCACACUCUCCCACUCCCUGGACCCUGCUUUAAAUUUACCCGGCCAUGUAUUUCUUACAGAUCCAAUGGCUCUCAAUCCACCUCUAGUUGACUCUGGUCCUGUGUCAGAAGUACCAUUUACACCUGUUAGCUUGGGUGAACCUCUCAUCAAAUCCUAUAACAUUACUAGCAACACAGUGUUGAUAGAAUGUACAAUAGCUCUUGAAACCCCAGGUGCUGUUGUGCCCGCUACACCUGCCCUAGAGGAACCCACUAAUGAAUCUCCAUUACCUGCACAGGUGGUUGUUAAUCAUAUUGAACAGCAACAGAUUGUAUCUGUACCUGAUGCUCAAACUGCAGACCCCACUAUUCUUGUGUCCUCAAUCGCAGAAUCCAUGACUUUGUCCACCACCACCACGUCAGCAGUAUCCAAUUGUCCACCAGUGGCAGAAUCAAGUCCUGACCCAGAACCAGUUGAAAGAACAGAGCCAACCAGUGUAAAAGAACAGGAAGCUCUGGCUGAAGUUGUUUCCUUGCCCGAAAUACCAAACGAAACCACAGCUGUCUGUGAGAAGACUGAAGAGGACGCAAACAAUGCACCAAGUGAGGAAGAACAGCAGACUUUCACAAAGAACUUCAUCUGCAACGUGUGCGAUAAAGUUUUCCAUUCGAUGAAAGAACUCGGCCAUCACGUCGGUGACCAUGCUGUUGAAUGGCCCUACAAAUGUGAGUUCUGUGUGCUGAUCUUUGACAAGCCCUCCACUCUGCUCGAGCAUCGUUCAGUCCUGCAUGGGGUUGGCAAGAUGUACAUUUGCAGCGUGUGUACAAAAGAAUUUCUCUACCUCUGCAAUCUGAAACACCAUCAGGAGGAAUUGCAUCCUGGUCAGCAGUGUUCAUACACAGAAGAAGAAAAGGGUAAACUCAGACCGCAGAACUACAACAAUGCAACAAAAGUUCCUGCAGAGACUGCAGUGCCGACUGUUCCAGAGGAGGACAAGAAGGAGGUAAAAAAGGAGGAAAGUGAAGUGGACGUAGCUGGUGAAGAGCUUUUCACCACAAUAAAAUUAAUGGCUUCAGAUACAGGCAAUAUCAAAGGACCUGACAUUCGUCUUGGCAUUAACCAGCACUAUCCCAGCUUCAAACCACCUCCAUUUCCCUACCAUAACAAAUCACAAUCAGGAUCACUGGCUUCAGCCACUAACUUUACCACUCACAACAUCCCACAAACUUUUAGUACGGCAAUCAGAUGCACAAAGUGUGGAAAGAGCUUUGAUAAUAUGCCAGAACUACACAAGCAUAUUCUGGCAUGUGCGAAUGCCAGUGAUAAAAAACGUUACACACCCAAGAAGAAUCCCAUACCGCUAAAGCACUUUGCAAAAGCACAGAACGGAGUGCUGUUGACUACAAAUUCUGCUAAUGGACUUAAUGCUUCAAAUAGAGCAAGCCAAUCACACUUGACCAAACCAAAUCAGAGCACGUCAGUGAAAAUGAAGUUUAAAGUACUGAAAAAAAGAAAGAAAAGAUUGGUUCAAAGGGUUAUGCCACAGAGGAACAAGUCAGUCAGUUCUUCAUCAGCAGAGAUGGAGGAACAGUCAGAGAUGUUUGUCUGUCCUCACUGUAGAAGGGAGUUCACAAUGCGUCGUAGUAGAACCAAACACAUGGCCGUUUGUCCCAAAAAACCUAAAGAGGCCAAGAAAAGGAAAGACAGUGGAAUCUCUGUGACGAAGGAAAAUGAUGGACGCCUUCACAGAGGCAUGACUCAACCUGAGGACAAACGACAGCAGGGGUCACCUCAGCACAAAACCAGAUUCCAAACUUCAAGCCUAGGUAAGAGGCAUGCCGUUAUACCUGUUCAGACAGUCUUCUCUGACAAAAGAAGUAAAAUAGUCAUAAAGGAGAGCAGUCAGCCAAAGGAAGAGUCAACAACUCUGAACGAUCUUCCUAUCGUUCGCACCUUCAACCCCUCUAUGCGUCAGUACACCAGAGUGCACCACAAUGUCAAAGGAGUUCCAAUCAAAAUUACCAUAGUAAAGCCACAGCAGACUGUACUACAGCAGGAAGAGUCACUUACCACCGCGAGUCGAGAAGACAAAACUGGAGAUGAACCCAGAAACUCGGAGCAGAGUGCUGCAACUUGAACAGCUGUCAGCAGGAUCCUUUUCUGCAGGCAAACUCCAAACUGUCAUCCAAAAGAAGACGUCACAUCACACUGUAAACAAUGACAUUAUUCUUUUGCUAUACAAUGAAUAGACAAACAAUAGCUAACUGCAUUGACAACAAACAAUACACAUGUCCAGAUCAACUGCUUUGAUAGGGUACUUAAGCAUUGCAAGUUGGUUUUUUUAAGAGCUUGGUGUUUUUUGUUUUUUUUCUUUGGUUUGGUAAACUUUGUGUCAACAGGUUGGAUCUGCACUUUAAGCUUAAUCUGACUGCUACCUGUCUCACGUGAGUGUCAUACAGAGGACAGUAGUUGGCAAUCGUUGUCAGCAUGCAUUUGCACUUUUUCCAUUCAUCUGUUAUCUGCUGUGGCCUUUUGUUUUAAACUCCUACUGCAUGCUGUUAGCUCGUACGACAGCUUCAUGGAUUUAGAAUCAGUCAUGUAAAAUUACGGUCCUUGGCCCUAAAACAGUGAAUCUGGUGUUGGAUUGUCAAUGUAGCUGAGGAACUUGGGUUAGUUCUUCUGUGGCUAGGAAGAAUAAAUAUUUCAAAACAGCUAGAGACACAGCUGUGUACAGUAACAUGGCUGCAAGCCAAAGUCAUAAGAUGUAAAUGAUCCAAAAUGUUCCAACAGAGGUCAGUGUGUUUGUUAUGGUGAUCUAAUAUCUGCUUAGAAUUUUUUUUUCCAGUGGAAGGAAUUUAAAAGAUUGAAUUUAUUAAUGUGCCAUUAAAAUAUGAUUGUAUAAGAAGUAAUAUGUGGCAUAAGAGUAAGUAUCCACAGUAGGUUGUAUUCACUCAAGAAGAAAGUUAUAUUUCAUUUAAAUACAUCUCCUCUUAUAUGUCUAUGGGAGCAGUUCAACAUUACGAUUACUUUCAAGCACUUGAAAUUAACUCUUGGGAAAUAACUAGAAAAAUCUCAGACAAUAGGAAUAAUAGCAUCUACACAAACAGUCUAUGGUUGUACAUUAUAGAAGAGUUACAUUCUAUAAAGCACUGACACAGCAAACACCACUGUUAAGUUUGCUUUCUGUUUUGUUUUUUCUCAUUCAUCAUGUCUCUGUCAAAACAUGGUUUUCCAUCACUGGUGUAGUAGGGUCUGUCAACAUGAUUGACAUACAAUGCACUCAUGCACUUCCUGAUUUACAUAUUGUAUACAUAAUCUGAGCUGUCCGCAGUUUGUCAACAAUGUAUACUGAAUCUUGAAAUGUAUGAAUUGACAAUUAUUUAAGAUCUAUUAUGGGAUCUCCCUCCCCCCAAAACCUUACUGAACCGUUUGUGGCAGGAGAUCGAUACUCACAAAGGAGGAAUAAUGGAUUGUAUCUCUGUAGGGGUUUGAUGUAGCUGCUGUCCUGACGAUAUAUGUGUUGCUAUACAGGGUAGUAAUUUUGUUAUGACUGAACCGAGAUGUCUCGAUUUGGAUAAACUUGAACGUAUAAAGGUAAAUUUAUUUGCUCUUCAUGCCUUUUGGACUGAUCACUGGUGAGCUGGUACAACUGUGUUGGACGUAGAGGGCGCUAUAUGCCAGACUGUGAUAUAACUGUGAAAAGUGCUUGAAACAUUUCAGAAGUGUAAAAUGAGUGAUGUAUAUUUAUUGUUAAUUUAAAAAUCACCUUAUCAAUCUGUUGAAUGGUUUCUGUCAGAUUUGCACUAAUGUAGUUUUUCUUUUUCAAAGGAGUGUUGAAAAUAAACAAAGAAUGACAUGGUUGUA